Messenger RNA from Felis catus (domestic cat), 1252 nucleotides. It is a transcript of the gene HACD1, whose product is annotated as 3-hydroxyacyl-CoA dehydratase 1. The coding region runs from base 547 to 1158 and encodes 203 amino acids. Lineage: Eukaryota; Metazoa; Chordata; Mammalia; Carnivora; Felidae. The transcript has 7 exons. Gene Ontology annotation, cellular component: endoplasmic reticulum membrane. Gene Ontology annotation, molecular function: 3-hydroxyacyl-CoA dehydratase activity. Gene Ontology annotation, biological process: very long-chain fatty acid biosynthetic process; sphingolipid biosynthetic process; fatty acid elongation. The record is from RefSeq and is a predicted model, not a curated record.
UUAAGUAUAGACCCGGGCAGGAAUGCGGGGCCGACCCGCGGGGGAGGCGGCUUCGGCCCGGCCGCCCCGGGCGCCGCUACCGGCUGCUGCUGCUGCUGCUGUUGAAGAAACGCCCGGGUCCGGCCGCCCCCCGAGCCCGGAGCUGUCCGGCCGGUAGCCCCCACCGUGCGUUUCCUCGUGCUGCAGGUCGCUGGGCAGAGUCUUCUUCACUGUUAAUGUUACCACGAUUUUCAUAUUUUUGAGCCCCAGAGCUACUUGCUUGGGACGAUAGCUUAGAAAGCCUGCCUUAUCAGAGUGCGGCGCUCGUGUCCAGCAUCUUUAUGGCCCCAUACUUGACGACUGAUACCCCGUACUUACUUUUAUUUCUGGCUUGGAGUGUGACUUACAAGUUAAGGUUACACAAUGACUAUCGCUCGUCAGAGAGCUGUCAAAGUGACUGCUGUGUCGACUGCUUCUCAAGACCUGUUGAGAAAAUGCUCUUCCGUAUCUAAAUUGCAUUGCCUUUUUAAGAAGUGAUUUUCCCACUAGCACGUGAAGUAUUAACCUAUGUGGUUGGUUCUAGCUAUUGCCAUGGUACGUUUUUAUAUGGAAAAAGGAACACACAAAGGUUUAUAUAAAAGUAUUCAGAAGACGCUUAAAUUUUUCCAGACAUUUGCCUUGCUUGAGAUAGUCCACUGUUUAAUUGGAAUUGUACCUACUUCUGUGAUUGUGGCUGGGGUCCAAGUGAGUUCAAGAAUCUUUAUGGUGUGGCUCAUUACUCACAGUAUAAAACCGAUCCAGAAUGAGGAGAGCGUGGUGCUUUUUCUGGUCGCGUGGACUGUGACAGAGAUCACUCGCUAUUCCUUCUACACAUUCAGUCUUCUCGACCACUUGCCAUACUUCAUUAAAUGGGCCAGAUACAAUUUUUUUAUCAUCUUAUACCCUGUUGGAGUUGCUGGUGAACUUCUUACAAUAUAUGCUGCCUUACCCUACGUGAAGAAGACAGGAAUGUUUUCAAUAAGACUUCCUAAUAAAUACAAUGUCUCUUUUGACUACUAUUAUUUUCUUCUUAUAACCAUGGCCUCAUAUAUACCACUGUUUCCACAACUCUAUUUUCACAUGUUACGCCAAAGAAGAAAGGUGCUUCAUGGAGAGGUGAUUGUAGAAAAGGAUGAUUAAGUGAUCCCUGCAAACAAGGUGCUUUUUCCAGAAUAACCCGGAUUACUUGAGUCCAAGUUUUAAUAACAAGAAUAAACAACUUUAUGAAAUAUUA